AUGGCGCAAGGUUCUGUGGGUGCAGCCAUGUCGGCGGAACGAGGAGGGGUACAGGAGGAAGUCGCAGGCAAGAAGACGUUAUUGAUAGCGUCGCUGUCUCCCGACGCGUUGCACGAGGUGCAGCAGUACGAGAAGCUGCUCAAGUUUCGCGACGAGGUUCUCAGCGGUGCUCACCCGCGCAUCAAACCACCACAGCUUGGGAAAGUCGCCCAAGCCGCGAGCUCAAAGUCGACAGCUCCUGCUUCUUCUUCUACCACUUCUGCCACCAAAUCAUCAUCCAAUGCUGCGGUAAAUGGAAGUCGCCCACUAAUUAACAAUCUGCCUUCAUUCCGGGCGAACCAGCAAGUUCCGUCAGUAUACAUGGCCACUAACCUUCCCGGCUUGGGCAUGCUGUCGCAGAAGAAGCCUUCGGGCUCUGGCAAGCCCGAGAUCGAUCCGGUUCUGCUGGAGAAGUCUGACGACUUGGUCAAGGCUGAGAUCCAGCUCCGGCGGCAGAGAAUUGAGCGUGCUCUCAAAGAUGAAGUUGAGCAGCGUCGCGUCACAAGCAAGCCACACGAGCAGAUGGCUGAUCUCGAUGUCAACGACAUCUUGGCUAAGGCCAUGACAUUAUCCGAGGAUGCGCCUCCUCAGCCCACUGAUGAUGCAGCUGCUAACACAUCAGCAUCGAGCGACUCUUUCGAUAACAAUACUUUCUACUCUAGUCAACAUGGUACACCCGAUUCAGUCAUGGCAGCCCGAAUCCCCAACGAGUCCGAAGACGAGGAAAUGCGAGAAGAAUCGCCCUACGAGCCCGAGUUCGAUCCAGAGCCCGACCUCCCGACGGCCAUUGCCCACGCACAAUCCCUUCUCGACACGUCUCAGCCCAUGUCGAUACCGGGCGUUUCUACAUCCCAACAUCAGCCACAGCCGGCUCGGACCAACCCAACACUUCCUGUCCCAGCUCCUUCCUUUUCAAUUCCUGGAAUAGGCGCGGCGAACACAUAUGGUAGCGGCCUGGCCGGUCGUCCUGGACCGUCCGGCAGUGCUGGCAGCGGCCCAGGGAACCAGCAUCUACUCAGUCAAACUCGUGGGAACCAGAAUCAGACAUCCCCAGUUGUGCGAGGACACGAUCUCUCCCCUCUUGCUCCCCAACCAGAGCGUGUCUCUCCCCUGGCUUCUCUGGCCAUUACAAGACAACCUCACUUGGUUGAUUCUGACUCCAGUGGACGCAGGGCGACUCCUGCCCAGGUCGCAGCCCUUAGAAAGCAAACAUCUAACGCGUCGAGCCCAGAGAGCUCCCCACAGGCUGGUAAGGCGGCCGAUAAGAAGAAGAACAAAAAGAAGAACAAGAGAAAGGCGGACAGGUUGGCUGUUGAGACUGCUGUGUCGCCAGUCAUUAAGCCUGAACCACGAUCACCAUCCCCUCUGACGGCCGCUCCUUAUGCUCGGCCCAGCAAGCGCCAGAGGCAAGGGCGCCAGCAAGCUGUUGACUCUCCCUACGAAGAGCACAGGUAUCAAGAACCAAUCCGUGUAGAGACUGGUUACCAAGAGUGCUACCAGCCUAACGGCAGUUUCAGGCAGGAACGGGUCGUGGCCUACGGACGAGCAGAUGGGGCAUAUCGUCCUCGCUAUGACGAUGAGCCCAUUUUGGUCACAUCACCAAGGUACGAGAGGGUCGAAAGGGUUUACUAUGAUGAGCCAAGACAAGCGGUGAGCGCCCGUCCCAUCCGUCCGGAUUCCCCAGGCGCCCAAGGUGCUCAAUAUGCUUCACGGGAGGUUCGUACUGCUCGUCCUGUGGCAUAUGAGGAAGGCGGUGCCGUUUACCGCGACGUCAGAGCUGCCUCCAGGAUGAGUAUGCGCCCAGUCGCGUACGGCGACCGUUCACAAUCGCCCAUCAUGUAUGAGCGGCCGCCUGCAGCUAUGCCUCCGCCCAGGGCACCCGUGAGACGCAUUCUUGUUGAUGCCCAUGGCCGAGAGUAUCUCGAGCCCAUUCGUUCGACUACAGUCGUGCGCGAGGAAGUGAUCUCGGACCCAAGAGGCGAGAGGCUCUAUUCUGCGAGGGAAAUGUCACGGAGACCAGAGGUGAUGGAUGACGAGGUCAUCUAUCAGGGUGCGCAGCCUGUGUAUGGAGCGCCGAGACGGGUGGUGACCCAGCCAGAGUACGGUGCUUACCGCGAGAGUGCCAACCCCAUGGCUCCUCCACCUAUGAACGAGUAUGCGCCUUCGCGUGCGGAGCCUCCCCGGGAAUACAUGGCCAGACCGGCUAGUGUCAGGCCCGGGAUGGAGACAGUUCGCUAUGAACCUAGCACCAGCUAUGAGAGGGUUCCUUUUGAGGAUCGGGGGAGGGAUUACUACGGUGCUGGAGCUGCUGGGACGGUGAGGUCGGCCAGCGUCCGGCCUGGCGCGGAGAGCAUCCGAUAUGAGGUUCCGGUUGCUUACGAGAGGAGGGUCGGAAGUCAAGUGGAGGAGUAUGUGCCCCUGAGGUCGGCUAGUGUUAGGCCGGGUCAGGAGCCUGCGCGGUAUGACCCGUAUGGAGGUGGUGGUCAGAGGGUUGAGUACGCUGCUCCGCCGCCGGUUCCUGCCUAUGGAAUGCAGCCGCCGCCCCCGAGGUCUUAUAGUGUUUUGCCUGCCGAGAGGGUGGGGGAGAGGGGGUAUAGCAUUCAGCCUCCUCCGCCUCCGCCUUCGCAGCAGGGGGGUCAGGCUCAGGGCCAAGGUCCUCCGAGUGGCGGGGGUUAUUAUGCUAGGCCGCCGCCGGCGGGGAGGGAGGAUGAUGAGGUUGUGUACCUGGAUCGUCCGCCGCAGAGGGAGGUAUAUAGGGAUAUGCGUUAG
Molecule: messenger RNA, 2808 nt
Organism: Podospora pseudocomata
Lineage: Eukaryota; Fungi; Ascomycota; Sordariomycetes; Sordariales; Podosporaceae
Exons: 1
Coding region: 1-2808 (935 amino acids)
Source: RefSeq, a predicted model, not a curated record